AUGAAGUGGCUGGUGUUAGCUUUGGCGUGUGCCGUUCCGGCGUUUGCAAAGUCCCCGACUGACCUGUAUGCCCCAGGCGAAAUCGACUGUCCUUCUGGCAGUCUUGUGAGAGGAUCCCAGAACAUCAGUGAAUGGGAGGCCGAUUGGAUCGAAGAACGCAACAAAAUCACCGACAACAACCUCCGGUACUUCCUCAGUGAGCUGAACAUGACCGACUUUGACGCGGACGAGUUCUUGUCCAACACCACCGACGGCAGAUCCAUCAAGAUCGGUGUGGCCUUUUCCGGUGGUGGUUACAGAGCCAUGUUGGCUGGUGCUGGUGAAAUGGCGGCUUUGGACAACAGAACCAGAGGUGCCAACGAAAAGGGUUUGGGCGGUUUGCUCCAGGCGUCCACCUACCUCACGGGUUUGUCGGGAGGUAACUGGUUGGUGGGUACCAUUGUGGUGAACAACUUCACCUCGGUCCAGGACAUCAUUGAUGAAAACGAGCUCUGGAACUUGAAGCACUCCAUCGUCAACAUGGGCGGUUGGAACCCCAUCAAGAUUUACAACUAUUAUAAGGACUUGGGCGACACCGUGGGUGAUAAGCAGGAUGCUGGCUAUGAAACGUCCUUGACGGAUACAUGGGCCAGAGCCUUGUCCCACCAGUUUUUCACCGAGGACUCUGGCUACGGCGCCUCUUUGUUGUGGUCUGAUAUCCAGGAUAUGAACGCCUUCUCCAACCACGAAAUGCCUUUCCCUAUUGUUGUUGCCAACGGUAGAACUCCAGGCACCGAGGUGAUCUCCGCCAACUCCACCGUUUUCGAAGUGAGUCCUUAUGAAAUCGGUUCCUGGGAUCCUUCAUUGCAGUCCUUCUACCAGACAAAGUACCUUGGAACCAAAGCCAAGGAAGGUGAGAACAACGGUACUUGUGUGGGUGGAUAUGACAAUGCCGGUUUCAUCAUGGGCACUUCCUCCUCCUUGUUCAACCAAUUCGUUCUUCAGAUCAACACGACUUCUUUAUCCAGCGCGAUCAAGUCGCUUGUCAGCUCGCUUCUCAAAAAGGUCUCCCACGAGGAGGAUGACAUUGCUGUCUAUCAACCAAACCCCUUCUACGACGUCAGCAAUGCCACCUACAGAAGCAUUGUCAAGAAUGACACUUUGUACUUGGUGGACGGUGGAGAGGAUGGCCAGAACGUGCCAUUGUACCCACUCAUUCAGCCUGUCCGUGACGUGGAUGUCAUUUUCGCUUAUGACAAUUCUGCAGACACUGACGCCUCGUGGCCUGCUGGUCUUUCGUUGAUCAAGACGUAUGAGAGACAGUUUGAGAAACAAGGUAACGGCUCUAUCUUCCCAUACGUUCCUGACUCGAAUUCCUUCAUUAACCUUAACCUCACAGCCCGUCCAGCAUUUUUUGGCUGUGAUGCUAAAAACUUGACUUCGUUGCUUGACGAUGACAUGGAAGAGGACGACAUCUACAAGUCGCCUUUGAUUGUGUACACCGCUAACAGACCUUUCACAUACUAUUCCAACAGAAGCACAUUCAAGCUUUCUUAUGAGCAGGCUGAAAAAGUUGGCAUGAUCAAGAACGGUUUUGAAGUGGCCUCCCGUUUGAACUCCUCUCUUGACGAUGAGUGGAGAGCUUGUGUGGGUUGUGCCAUCAUUAGAAGAGAGCAAGAGAGACAGGGCAUUGAGCAGCUGGACCAGUGCAAAGAGUGUUUCCAGCAAUACUGUUGGGACGGAUCUUUGGACGACCGUCAACCUUACGUCAACUUCACCACCGAAGGUACCACGAACGGAACCGAGGAUAACGGCAACAGAACCGUCAGUGGAGCUGUCUCUCUUUUCGCAGCCAAUGGUGGCAGCUUCGAAUGGCUCAAGCCUGUGGGCUAUGCCGUUCUUGUGGCCCUUGCGUUCUCCAUCAAUAUCUAG
This is a messenger RNA of Candidozyma duobushaemuli, 1911 nucleotides long. RefSeq names its product lysophospholipase (gene PLB3). Gene Ontology annotation, molecular function: A2-type glycerophospholipase activity. The transcript has a single exon. Gene Ontology annotation, cellular component: intracellular membrane-bounded organelle; extracellular region; cytosol. The record is from RefSeq and is a predicted model, not a curated record. Bases 1 to 1911 code for a protein of 636 amino acids. Gene Ontology annotation, biological process: glycerophospholipid catabolic process. NCBI's taxonomy places the organism in Eukaryota, Fungi, Ascomycota, Pichiomycetes, Serinales, Metschnikowiaceae.